AUUGUUUACUGUCAUCCCAGAAGCACUCAAUCAUGUUCAGAAAGGAUCCAGAGAAAACUCAACUGGUCACCGAGAAAGGCACCAUGUAUAGCAUCACCAUGGGAAGGUAAAGUAGCCCGUUAAUGUAUUGCCUGAAAGUGUCAGUCUGUAGUUUUCAAUGAUGGCAUUUACAUUUAUGAUAUCUGAAAACAAAAUGACAUCGAAAUAUGACUGGAUAAGAACGUCUGCUAAAUGACGAAAAUGGAAAUGUAAACUGUAGCCUAAAUAUAAUUUGAUAGACAUAUAAGUAGGGGUUAUUUAUUUGAAUUUGUUUCUCCAUUUCCACAGCAACUUGAUGAGUUGUUGUGUUUUUUCACUUGACACAUAUGCACAUGAUUAGGACGAUAUGAUUUUUUGAUUAUGCUAAUGAAUGAUUAGGCCUAGUUCUCACAUUUCCUACACAGUCACAUUUAUUUUAGUGUGUUUAAUGUGAUAGUUUGUUUUAUAUUGUUUUAUAUACAGCAGACAGCCUUGUGUUCACCUUAUUAGGCGUUCUCUGUACUCAAGCUCAGCCUGGGCUCCUGCUAGGCUGGGUGGGUUAUAGCCUACAAUAUUGUACACACGGGUCUGGUUCUGGGCUGGCUGUAGUGUUGCGCAAACUUGGAGGUUCGAGACCACUUCUGAAACUUGUGACGUUGUAAAAUAUACUUUGGAAGAUGUCAUUGGUGUACGAGGAGGGUGUUGAGCGCCCAUGGUGAGUUUCGUUGACAUGUUAUUUUAAUUGGUAUUUUUUAUUUAUAGAAUAAAACUAACUUUUUUUUGAGAGUCUUAAAUAGCCUAAUACCCCCACUUCAGUCAUGUGUAAAAAACAAUUUUGCGCACGGGUUCUAAUUCUGGGUUUGCUAUUGCCCGGUAAUAAGGAUGAUAGGAGCUCAGCUGAGACAACUCACAUGUUUGGCACCCCAAACGUACUGUCAGUUCACGGUCCUUUUGCCUCCGAUGUUAAACUUAACUUAGACCAAAUUGUUAUGCUAAAGUGCGCGGUAUCUUUCCUUGUUUCAUAGCAUCCACACCAAAUGUGGUGUUAACGCUCUCCCGCAGUGUUGGGGAAGCUACUCUGAAAAUAUAGUUAACCAAUUACUUAACACUGGCAGAAGUUAAGCUACCCUUAAGAAAAAUAUAGUUUACUUAAAGGGGCAAUCAGCAGUUGCUACAUCCAUUUUUGGACUUAUAAAUUAAUGAUAUGUACCCAUUGAUUCUUGAAGAAUAUAACUUAUAAAUACCUAAUGAGCUCAGUUUAACUGUCAUACCCCAUCAGAACCCAACAUAUAAGCUUGUUUUACUCCAAUGUUAGUAAAUAAAGUAAAUUUAAGCAAACACUAUAUAGCCUCAAAACAUGGUUAAAACUAUAAUUUUGAUAUCAUUGAUGGUCAGUCCCUGCAUUCAUAGAUCUCUCUAUGAAUUUGAGAGUGGUUACAUUUGUCCAGCCCCAUCCCUCAGCUUUUUACCGAAACAGGGGCGGGUACCGAAACAGGGGCGGGGAGAAUGCUUUGUUAUUGUUUCUACUGCUGAUUGCACUUUAACUAACAUUAUUUUGAAAAAGUAGUUCACUACAUCCAAACUACUUUGUGAUAAAUUAUCAUAUCGAAAUCUGAAAUGUCAUAGACUACAAAUUGUAAGAACAGAUUUCUCUGGAGUCAGAUGUUAACAGAAUGUGUAAUUUGGCCUAUUAAACACAAACUAUGUUUCAAGAGAGAAUUAGGCAGGUCUGUUGCCAAAAAGGAAAGGAAAUUGCCUACUUCAACCAUAUUUUAGUGUGUAGUUCCAGCAGUUAGCUACAUGGCAAAAAAGUAAUUAAUUACCACCAACCUACAAAAGUAUUUAAAUUACUUGUUGAACUACAUGUAGCUCACUACUCCUCAACACUGCUUUCCCAUCACAUCCAUUAUCUGGUCCCUGGUUGGGGAUUUAAAGGAAGGGUAGCCCUGGAGCUACAAGGUUGAACAAACAGAGACACAUCAGUUAGUCAGUUAGCCUAACAGAUUAAACUGGUUCAGUGCAUGACCCCAAUGUACCAAUGUAUGACUCUCAUAAGGCCCAUAGCUAUGGAUAUAACCCAAAUAAUGUAAAUUAUCAACAUUGGAGCGAAUAAGGCCCCCUACCAACCUGGUUUUCUUGAGGAGUUUCCUUUCAUGUACAUUUACAUCAUUUAGCAGACGCUCUUAUCUAGAGCGACUUACAGUUAGUGAGUGCAUACAUUUUCAUACUGGCCCCCCGUGGGAAACGAACCCACAACCCUGGCGUUGCAAGCGCCAUGCUCUACCAACUGAGCUACAGGGGACAACCAGGCUCUGAAAUGUAGGUGGACUGUAUAUGCUGGUGACUGUAUUUGGGUAGUAUUCUCCCUGGGGUGUUGGAAAGAACACACUGUUGACAAGAUGGGGUCAACAGUUGACUUUAUGGCAGACACAGUAGCACUGGGAAUGCUAUGACUUGUAACCACAACAUACAACAUUGUUCCAGUUUUAUUGACGCUCACUCACUUAAAAAUGCUACAGACAGAAACAUAUUACUAAAACAUACAAUGUAAUUAACAUCACACAUGUAGAAUUUACAUUUUGAGAAAAAAACACCUAAACCUACACUGUUAAUGUACAGUCGUGGUCAAAGGUUUUGAGAAUGACACAAGUAUUGGUCUUCACAAAGUUUGCUGCUUCAAUGUUUUUAGAUAUUUUUGUCAGAUGUUACUAUGGUAUACUGAAGUAUAAUUACAAGCAUUCCAUAAGUGUCAAAGGCGUUUAUUGACAAUUACAUUAAGUUCAUGCAAAGAGUCAAUAUUUGCAGUGUUGAACCUUCUUUUUCAAGACCUCUGCAAUCCGCCCUGGCAUGCUGUCAAUUAACUUCUGGGCCACGUCCUGACUGAUGGCAGCCCAUUCUUGCAUAAUCAAUGCUUGGAGUUUGUCAGAAUUUGUGGGUUUUUGUUUGUCCACCCGCCUCUUGAGGAUUGACCACAAAUUCUCAAUGGGAUUAAGGUCUGGGGAGUUUCCUGGCCAUGGACCCAAAAUGUCGAUGUUUUGUUCCCCGAGCCACUUAGUUAUCACUUUUGCCUUAUGGCAUCAUGCUGGAAAAGGCAUUGUUCAUCACCAAACUGGAUGGUUGGGAGAAGUUGCUCUCGGAGGAUGUGUUGGUACCAUUCUUUAUUCAUGGCUGUGUUCUUAGGCAAAAUUGUGAGUGAGCCCACUCCCUUGGCUGAGAAGCAACCCCACACAUGAAUGGUCUCAGGAUUCAUCAGAGAAAAUGACUUUACCCCAGUCCUCAGCAGUCCAAUCCCUGUACCUUUUGCAGAAUAUCAAUCUGUCCCUGAUGUUUUUCCUGGAGAGAAGUGGCUUCUUUGCUGCCUUUCUUGACACAAGGCCAUCCUCCAAAAGUCUUCGCCUCACUGUGCAUGCAGAUGCACUCACACCUGCCUGCUGCCAUUCCUGAGCAAGCUCUGCACUGGUGGUGCCCCGAUCCCGCAGCUGAAUCAGCUUUAGGAGACGGUCCUGGCGCUUGCUGGACUUUCUUGGGCGCCCUGAAGCCUUCUUCACAACAAUUGAACCUCUCUCCUUCAAGUUCUCGAUGAUCCGAUAAAUGGUUGAUUUACGUGCAAUCUUACUAGCAGCAAUAUCCUUGCCUGUGAAGCUCUUUUUGUGCAAAGCAAUGAUGACGGCACGUGUUUCCUUGCAGGUAACCAUGGUUAACAGAGGAAUAACACUCUCACCUGUGUUAACGAGAGAUUUCAAGCACCACCCUCCUUUUAAAGCUUCCAGUCUGUUAUUCUAACUCAAUCAGUAUGACAGAGUGAUCUCCAGCCUUGUCCUCAUCAACACUCUCACCUGUGUUAACGAGAGAAUCACUGACAUGAUGUCAGCUGGUCCUUUUGUGGCAGGGCUGAAAUGCAGUGGAAAAGUUUUUUGGGGAUUGAGUUCAUUUUCAUGGCAAAGAGGGACUUUGCAAUGAAUUGCAAUUCAUCUGAUCACUCUUCAUAACAUUCUGGAGUAUAUGCAAAUUGCCAUCAUAAAAGCUGAAGCAAAAAUUAAUAUUUGUGUCAUUCUCAAAACGUUUGACCAUGACUGUACAAUGUGCACUGGCAUUUUUUUCUCUCUGCCCCAUGGCAUCAUGUGUAGAAUUUCAGGAAAUUAGCUUUAAAACAGCAACAUUUUCUCUCAGCCACAUACACACCUAAGGUGGGCACAACUCGAGAGGGCCAUCCUUUCUUACAAACUCUGCUCAGCCUCAGUUUUUCUCUCUUCUUUCCAUUAUCCCUCCUCCUCCUCCUAAUUCUUGGAUGAUUUUCAUGACAUCCCUCUCGCUUGUCUGGUCUUUUUGGGCACAACGAGAGAGAGAGAGAGAGAGAGAGAGAGAGAGAGAGAGAGAGAGAGAGAGACAUUCUUACAGGCUCUGCCUCAGUCUACUCUCUGCUUUCUGUCCCCCCUCCUCCUCCUUCUUGGACGAACUUCAUGAUGUCCAUCUCUCUUGUCUUCCCUCUCAGUCUCCUUUUCAACCCCCUCUCCUCCUCCUUUUUGGAUAAUCCAUGUCUGUUGUCUUCUCUCCCUGUCCCCCCCCCCCUCCCCUACAGUGUGUCCACAGAUGAGAUAAUGCAGAUGGAGAAGGACAGCAACAUCAAGCAUUGCCAUGACAACAGCCAGGCUACGGAGGACAGGGAGCGGGAGAAGCAGUUGGCCAGGAAGAGGCUCUACGUGGUCUCAGCUGUUUGCCUGGUCUUCAUGAUCGGAGAGAUCCUGGGUGAGGGGUCAAAUAGAUACAUAACUAUUGGUUAGCCUGUCAGUUAGUUAGUCAGUAAGUCUAUGUGUUUGUCAGUCAGUUGGCAGUCAGUUAGUUAGUUAGUUGUUAGUCACUCACUCACUCACUCCUCUCUCUCUCUUUCUCUCACUCCUCUCUCUCUCUUUAUCUGUCUGUAGGUGGUUACUUUGCGGGGAGUCUGGCGGUGAUGACCGACGCCGCCCACCUGCUGGUAGACUUCGCCAGCUUCAUCAUCAGCCUGGUGUCUCUGUGGCUCUCGUCCAGACCCGCCACACGCACACUCAGCUACGGCUGGCAUCGUGCAGGUGAGAUCAUCAUCAUCAUCAUUAUUGUAAUCAUUAUUGUCAUUAUUCCUCAACAUCAUCAUCACCUUCCUCAUGAUCAUCAUCAUCAUCAUAAUAUGCUCAUCCUCAUCAUCACUACCAUCUUCAUCAAUAAUCAAUACUUGAUGUAUCCCAAUAUCAUGAGCCAGCGAGUGUUGAAAGCUGCUAUAAGCCGUCAAUAGUAUACUUAAUGCGUGUGCUUUAUACUCUCACAUCCUUUCUGGAACAAAUAAGUAGAAGUGGAGUAAUUUAAUAUGUCUAUAGAAUAGCAUACCUAAUGGUUGUUUUAGCGUUGUGAUUGUGUAUCAUGGGCUUUACAAUAGGAGCCUGACAAUUCAUACUUUAAAAAAUCUCAUACAGUACCAGUCAAAGUUUGGACACACCUACUCAUUCCAGGGUUUUUCUUUAUUUUUACUAUUUUCUACAUUGUAGAAUAAUAGUGAAGACAUCAGAAGUAUGAAAUAACACAUAUGGAAUCAUGUAUAACCGAAAUAGUGUUAAACAAAUCAAAAUAUAUUUUAUAUUUGAGAUUCUUCAAAUAGCCACCCUUUUCCUUGAUGGCAGCUUUGCAUACUCUUGGCAUUCUCUCAACCAGCUUCAUGAGGUAGUCACCUGGAAUGCAUUUCAAUUAACAGGUGUGCCUUGUUAAAAGUUAAUUUGUGAAAUUUAUUUCCUUCUUAAUGCGUUUGAGCCAAUCAGUUGUGUUGUGACAAGGUAGGGGUGGUAUACAGAAGAUAGCCCUAUAUGGAAAAAGACCAAGUCCAUAUUAUGGCAAGAACAGCUCAAAUAAGCAAAGAGAAACGACAGUCCAUCAUUACUUUAAAACAUGAAGGUCAGUCAAUCCGCAAAAUUGUAAGAACUUUGCAAGUUUCUUAAAGUGCAGUCGCAAAAACCAUCAAGCGCUAUGAUGAAACUGGCUCUCAUGAGGACCGCCACAGGAAAGGAAGACCCAGAGUUACCUCUGCUAAAGAGGAUAAGUUCAUUAGAGUUACCAGCCUCAGAAAUUGCAGCCCAAAUAAAUGCUUCACAGAGUUCAAGUAACAGACACAUCUCAACAUCAACUGUUCAGAGGAGACUGCGUGAAUCAGGCCUUCAUGGUUGAAUUGCUGCAAAGAAACCACUACUAAAGGACACCAAUAGAAAGAAGAGACUUGCUUGGGACAAGAAACACGAGCAAUGGACAUUAGAUCAGUGGAAAUCUGUCCUUUGGUCUGAUGAGUCCAAAUUGGAGAUUCUUGGUUCCAACCGCCGUGUCUUUGUGGGACGCGGAGUAGGUGAACGGAUGAUUUCCGCAUGUGUGGUUCCCAUCGUGACACAUGGAGGAGGAGGUGUGAUGGUGUGGGGGUGCUUUGCUGGUGACACUGUUUAUGAUUUAUUUAGAAUUCAAGGCACACUUAACCAGCAUGGCUACCACAGUAUUCUGCAGAGAUACGCCAUCCCAUCUGGUUUGCGCUUAGUGGGACUAUCAUUUUGUUUUUCAACAGGACAAUGACCCAACACACCUCCAGGUGUGUAAGGGCUAUUUGACCAAGAAGGAGAGUGAUGGAGUGCUGCAUCAGAUGACCUGGCCUCCACAAUCACCUGACCUCAACCCAAUUAAGAUGGUUUGGGAUGAGUUGGACCGCAGUGUGAAGGAAAAGCAGCCAACAAGUGUGUGGGAACCCCUUCAAGACUGUUCUGUCAUCAAGGCAAAGGGUGGCUACUUUGAAGAAUCUAAAAUAUAACAUUUGUUUAACACUUUUUUGGUUACUACAUAAUUCCAAAUGUGUUAUUUAAUAGUUUUGAUGUCUUCACUAUUAUUCUACAAUGUAGAAAAUAGUAAAAAUUAAGAAAAACCCUUGAAUGAGUAGGUGUGUCCAAACUUUUGACUGGUACUGUACAUCAGAUGAAUAAAAAUAUCACCCUUUCAGGUGAAUAUUUGUGCAUAGUACAAUGGUCACUUUUCAACUGGAGUUUUGUAAAACUAGGCUACCUGUGUCUCUUAUUGGAGACCUUUCCUCUUGGUUCUCACUAUGUGGUACGUCUGGCACCACAUGGUUGUGCCGGGCACUGCUGGCAAUAUGAAAUGGCUAUACCUGCAGCUCUUUACUGUAACAUAUCUGUCCAUGACAUUUCUAUCAUUAUCGUCUCUGCAUUUUCCCUGAUUAAAACAUUAUGUGUUCUCUUUUUCUCCUCUCCUGUGUGUCCUCUCCAUCUAUCCUCUAGAGAUCCUGGGCGCUCUCCUCUCGGUGGUGACCAUCUGGCUGGUGACAGGUGUGCUGGUCUACCUGGCCGUGCAGCGCCUCAUAAGCGAUAAUUACGAGAUUGAGGGGACCAUCAUGCUCAUUACCUCAGGCUGCGCUGUGGUGGCAAACAUCAUGUGAGUCCACCGAUCCCAAAUGCAGCCCAUUAUCUUUCACCAUUCCUGAACUGAAAUGUUCGUAGAGAAAGUAUUGUGGAAAUGUUGAAUUCAAUUAAAUUCCAUUCAUGAAUUGACUUCUAAUUCAUCUUUGGAUGAAUGGUCUGCUGUUACCAUGACUAAUGUAGUGUUUACAAUUGACGACUACUGAUGACAGACAAGCUGAGAAACUGAAGUGGAUUGCCGUGGGUUUUAGUCCUUGUAAGUAGUAUUUCCGGGUCGUUAACGGUUCCCACUUAGGACUAGAUAUUAGUGACUCACAAGUGAAAAUCAAACCACAGUAGGUCACACUUUAUUUGGAUAGUCCGUAUUUUCAUACUAUCAACAAUCUAUCAGUUAAUAAGCAACUGCUUGCUAAGGUUACUGUUAGGGUUAGGUUUAGAAUAAUGGUUAGGGUAAGGGUUAAGGUUUGGGCUAGGGUAAGUGUUAGGAUAAGGGUUAAGGUUAGGGUUAGAGCUACGGUUAGGGUUAGUAGAUACAGUAGUUAGUUGAAAUGUUACUGAUAGUCUAGAUAGUCUGUAGAGCAUGUACAGAUGGACUAUCCAAAUAAAGUGUUACCCAACAGUAGCAAGUAGAUGUGACAGUAACAAGGAUAUACAAAUAUUGUAAUGUAAACAGCCUACAGAUAUCUUCCACAGCAUGAAGCAUCAAUGUUGCGGUAAUGCAUACAGGUAUAAUGCUUUAUAACUUGUUGUAAGCAUAUAUGAACAUUUAUAAUGGCGAAUAACAAGACUUUUAAUAUGUUAAUUAUUUCUGAAUGUCCUGUGGGCAGUAUGGCUUUCACCCUGCACCAGUCUGGGCAUGGGCACAGCCACGGGGGCCUCAGUAGCGGGCACGGCCACAGCCACGGCAACAACGACAAGGGCAACCACGGUCACAGCCACGCGGUGGGCGAUGGGCACGGGCACAGCCACAAAAGUAACCACUCGCACGGUAACGGUAACCAGGAAAACCAUUCCCAUGGAAACAGCAACGUGGAGGAGCACGGUGGGGUGGAAGUUCAGCUGCAUGAGUUGGCGGGGUCGCGACCUCAGGCCAAUGCCAGCGUGCGCGCCGCCUUCGUGCACGUUGUGGGAGACCUGCUCCAGAGCAUCAGCGUGCUGGUCAGCGCCAUCAUCAUCUUCUUCAAGGUCAGUGGUCAGACGUCAACUAGGGUGAUGUGGGCGAUAGUGGUCAUCUGGGGUGAUGUGGGCGAUAGUGGUCAUAUGGGAGGUAGUGGUCAACUGGGGUCAUGUGGUAGGUAGUGGUCAACUGGGGUGUUGGGGGAGAUAGUGGUCAACUGGGGUGAUGGUGGAGAUAGCGGUCAACUGGGGUGAUAUGGGAGGUAGCGGGAGGUAGUGGUCAACUGGGGUCAUGUGGGAGGUAGUGGUCAACUGGGGUGAUGUGGGAGGUAGCGGGCGGUAGUGGUUAACUGGGGUCAUGUUGGAGCAGUGGUGUUCGGUAACGUUUAAGAUGAGGGAGGACAAUAUUUUUUUUAAUGAGCAUGGCCUUAUUUCUAUUACAGCAUAUUGGAUGACUGUCAUUUAUAUUCCAUUCACCCAGCUCAAUGUAACAUCGAUAGGUUUAGGCUACUACAUGAUACUCUAAUUUUCCCUAUACCCCUCAUGAGGUUGCUACAACCUAGCCUAUGAAUGAAAGUUUACAACGUAGGUGCAAAGGUUGAGAGACAAAUUAAAGUAAUCAAGGUGACCGACAGUGACACAUUCAAUACCGUCUUGCACACUCUUGCCUGCAUCUAGCUGAUCUAGGGUGUAAUCAUUAGACCAACAGUUGCAAACGAGAGUUUCUAUUGGACAAAUUCAGGUAUGUUUUAUCCCCGUUCCAUUUGCUUCCAUUUUAAGAAAAGUUUUUCAACAGAAUCGGUGGAAUGAGUACACCCCUGAUCACACGCAAACACAGUUCACUUUCAUAGCAGCCACAUGCAAACAGCAUGAUCAUUUUGCUCGUUGUAUAAUUCCUUCUCGCAUCUAUGUGCUCUCCUCCUCUCACCUUUUCUCUUCAGUGGACAGCACAUCAGCUGUCUGUGACCAGGCUAAAAAAUAAAUCCAAGCCAAACCUUCAUAUCAUAACCCUUAACCGCUACACACAGCUUACUUCGUUGUCAACAUAUUAGCUAACAUCAUAGUCAACAUAGCUACUAGAACUAACACGUUAGCAAACCCGCUACAAUCAUGCUAGCUAGUACAGUCAGCAAGCAGUUUAGCAGUUGCACCGGUGGGCCACGGUGGCAAUAAAUUAAUAAAAGCAAAAGCUUACCUUGACUUGGAAGAGUUCCAGUGUUGGAUAGCCAGCUAGCUAACAUAGCAUCCCUCUCUGUUUGAGCCGGGUGUUUGAGUAGGCUAAACUAGCUAACUGCAUUCGCUAGCUAAAUGAAAGUGAAAAAACUACGAAAUAUCUCUCUCUCUCGCUCUCUCUCUCUCUCUUGCUUCUCCUUCAUUUUUAAAUAAAUACAUUUGUUCAUAACUGUUGCUCAAAACCUUUCAUGUAGUGCUAGCUAUCUGUAACUUAUCUUUUCAGUACAAUAUUAUUUCUCUGAUCCUUUGAUUGGGUGGACAACAUGUCAGUUCAGGCUGCAAGAGCUCUGAUAGGUUGGAGGCUGUCUUCCGGAAGUUGUCAGAGUGACUGUGUAGGUCUAUGGAAGGCGGUGAGAUUCAUGAGCAUCCUAGGUUUUGUAUUGAAGUCAGUGUACCCAGAAGAGGACGGAAACUAGCUGUCCUCUGGCUACACCAUGGCGCUACCCUACAGAGUGCUGUUGAGGCUACUGUAGACCUUCAUUGCAAAACGUGAAUAUAUUUAGUAUGUUUAUUUAUUUUUAUGAAAUUCACGUAGGAGGAUGGCCCUACCGUUCGUCCUCUGUGUAGCCUCCACUUUGUGGGAGAUAGUGGUCAACUGGGGUGAUGGGGGAGAUAGUGGUCAACUGGGGUGGAGAGGGCGAUGGGGUGAGGAGAUUAGGGCCGAGGCAAAAUGGGCAUGUUAGAUAAGGAUGAGGCGGAUGUUAGUGUUGACACACUCUUCCUGGCUUUCGUAAGGUCAUUUUGAUCUGGUCAUUUAGAUAGCUGAAUACUCAUUGCAUUAGAAUGAAACACAGUAGUGGCCCAAAUAGUGCCCUGACAAUAUUAGGUCAUUAGUCUAAUUUCAUAGAUUAAGUUGAGAGUCCUUUUGAAUUUGCAUAAAUACUAUUGAAAACUCUCAGCAAAACACAAUGAUAUUUAAAUCAUUGAAAGAAUCAAGCAGUAAUUGAUGGAAGAUGGAUAUACUACUACUAUUUCUAGUUAGCUACGAUUUAUUAUAAAUUGUUCUCAAAGGUAACUCCAAUACUAGAGCAUGGUGUAUUUGUUUUACUGAUAUUGCUAUGAGGCAAUUCUCAAUAACAUUAUCCCUUUUAUGAUGCUGUACAAGCACAAACUUUUACGUGUUUCUAAUGUGAGAUAGGGACGUCAUAGAUUUCCUCAAGUAUGUCUUUUGACUAAAGUUAAAUAUAUUGGGGGGAAAGAUAAUGUAAUGAUUAUGGUCCUUACUCUCUCUUUCUCUGUUUCCCACAGCCCGAGUAUAAGAUAGCUGACCCUAUCUGUACGUUCCUGUUUUCAAUAUUUGUCCUGGGAACCACCAUCACCAUUAUGAGAGACAUCCUGAUAGUCCUCAUGGAAGGUAAAACAGGGAAUUCCCUCUAAUAUCCCUGUUUCGGGAUUAUGUCAAACUGGCCGUUUCACUGUAGACUAGGAAUGACUUAUAUUGACGACAGCCAUGAGGAUAUGUUUUUGCGCAAGAGUUUAUGAUUGUAACAUGUCUAAAAGGGACCUAAGUUGCCCAACUUUUGUUCCCAGUCCCUCCUCUGUGUUUGUGUGUGCGUGUAAUGAAAUCCAUAUCUCUCUCGCUCUCUCUCUUUCCCUCCCUCCCUAUCUCUUCCCAGGUACCCCAGCUGGAGUGAAGCACGGUGAGGUGAGGAAUCGGCUGCUGGCAGUGAAGGGGGUAAAGUCUGUCCAUAGCCUCCAUAUCUGGGCCCUGACUAUGAACCAGACUGUGCUGUCAGCACACGUGGCUAUAGGUGAGUGUAGCUGGACCAGGCUGUCAGUAAUCUACUGUUAUGUUACAACUCCCAUAUAUAAUGAUGAUGAUGAUGGCUUUAUUGUAUCCAUGACCAUUUAUUUGGUUUGUCAUACAUCAGAGUACGACACUUUCUGUGGAAAUACCACUGCCGUUUCCACUAUCUGUGUGCACUGCAUGUGACUUGACUUGAUCAGACCAUAGUGACUUGCACAAUUGUGAUUUGGUCAGUGUCAUCAUACUUGCAUUUGUCUUUCCCUCCACAGAUGACUUAGUGGAUGCCCAGCCAGUCCUAAGGGAGUUGACCCAAACCUGCUUCUCCAACUACAACUUCCAUUCAGUCACCAUACAGCUGGAACAACAGGCCGACCAGAAGCCUGGGUGUAGCCUGUGUGAAGAGCCCAAAAUGUAG
Coregonus sp. 'balchen' is the source of this 11959-nucleotide messenger RNA. The record is from the annotation of a GenBank genome assembly. Lineage: Eukaryota; Metazoa; Chordata; Actinopteri; Salmoniformes; Salmonidae.